Panthera uncia (snow leopard) is the source of this 7246-nucleotide messenger RNA. RefSeq names its product Bcl2 modifying factor (gene BMF). Lineage: Eukaryota; Metazoa; Chordata; Mammalia; Carnivora; Felidae. Bases 2503 to 3339 code for a protein of 278 amino acids. The record is from RefSeq and is a predicted model, not a curated record. The transcript has 3 exons. Gene Ontology annotation, biological process: apoptotic process; positive regulation of apoptotic process; negative regulation of autophagy. Gene Ontology annotation, cellular component: myosin complex.
AAUACCGCGCGGUGCACAGUGGCCUCCUCCCGCGCCAGCCCGCCAGCUGCCGCUGCCGCCCCUGCCAGCGCCUCCCGCCACCCGCCGCGGCCCGGUGAGCGCGCCAGCGGCCGGGGACCGGGCGGAGUUGGAUCGCACCUCCUCGGGGAAGUGGGGAGUGGAGUCGUGCUGCGCUUAGGGGCCCGGGAAGGGUUGGGCUGCGGGCGUGUGGGGUGACCAUGAAGGACUGGAGCGCUGGGGUACGGGAACGGGGUACAGAACCCUCAUCUAGUGCUCUGCUCCACGAGGGAACUUGAGGGUAGUAGCAUUUAAGACCGCAAGCAGCUGGGUCCAGGUGGGUAGGGGAACCUGCGGCUCACUGCUGAGCAGACCUGGGCUCCCGCGAACGGCCCUGCCUCUGGAGCUGACUUUGGGGUAGGACAGGGAGUUGUGGGGCGUCCUGCCUCCCUGCGGAGUCUGAAGGCUCCUCUCCUUAACAGCUGGGCUCUUUCCCUCCUUCCCAAUUGAGUCUGGGCGCCAAGCCCCCGAGUGCUCGUCACGCUGGACCCUGGCGCGGAGCCCUGGCAUCACGACUCGGAGGCUGAGACUCUCUCCUGGAGUCACCCAGGUCUGCUGUGUGUUGUGUGGGUGCGUGAGUGUGUAUGCUUGUAUGUGUGCGUUCCCAAAUUUUAGCUCUUGUCGAAGUUCAGAGUGCGUGGCUACUGCCUUCUCCUGGGAGGAGGAGUCUUAAAUUCAGCAUCCCUGUUAGAGCCCUUAGGGGCUGGGAUGGCUCCAGAGCGCUUUGGUUCCCCUUGCUAGGAAUAAAGCCUUCCCAGGCAGUCCUCUCAGGAAGUGUGCUCCUCCUACCAGUUUGGACAUUACCUCCUCAGCAAGGGGAGAAGAGGGUCUCUUUACCUAUCCCAGUUUACACUUGACCUUGCCCAGCUCCCCUCUGGAGGCUCCCACUUACAGAAGAGCCACCUGCAGUUCCUGUGGAGAAUGGGUAGGGUCCUCAGGGCUUGCAAAGACACACCCUAUGGCUGCAUUUCCCCCACAGUCCAGUCCAGGCAAGGCUUGAACUUUGGGGCUUUGCUGGGAGGAGGAGGGGGAGGGGGAGGGGGCUGGCUUCAAAGGAAGAACCAAGACAAUGACUCCUGCUUGUGAUUAGGUUUGGAGGGCCUCUUCUUAGGCUGGGAUUGCCAGCUUGUAGAGAGAAGGUUGAGGGCCAGAGGGGAGCCCCUGCCAGGUGACUGGCAAGAUAGCGCUCGGUCCUUUCAGCCGGAAACUUUGUUUCCUGGUGCUGAUAAGCUGAAGAUCUCCUACCCUUCUUUGGGAAACACUUCCCAAAGAACACCACAUGCCUGUUUUGCCAUCCGAGUGGGCGUCUCCUCACCAGGGAAGAGGACAAAGAUAGGAUCACACAUUGCUCAUGGACUGGUUGGGAUGGAGGGAGUUGAAGCAAGCACCUCAGAGAGAGCUUGCAUUUGGGAAAGCCAAGAUUCUGAAUUUAACUGAGAUUCCUUUAAGUACUUUACCAAGCCACAGACCAUUUGGCUUGUUCUUCAAAGGCAAGAGAUGGAGAGACAAAAUUCCCAGGGGAUCGCUCAGUGAGUCUGGCAGUGACAAACAGUGUCCCUCUGUAUCCUUAACCAUUCAGGUAGUUGCUGCUUCGGGCUGCCCCAGGGGUCCUAACAGGUUCCUCCUGUGUGUGUAGGGGGCUGAGUUGGGAGCUAAAGAUGCUGGGUGGCUCCAAACUCAGACUUCCAAGAGCCAUCAGGUGGAGCAAGAGGAACUUCUUUAUCACCAAGAAACUCAUGCCAACAACCUGAGUAGUAUACAGGCGGUGAGUGAGGUCACAGAAAGAGGGCUGAAUUUCACUUCCUUCUGUGAGGAAGGUUAUACCAAUCUCACGUUCAGCGCUGACAGGAAUGGUAGGCUGUGGGAAAAGAAGAUUGAAGUCAUGGAGACUCGUGAGUAGUCAUGGAGGCUAGUGAGCUGGGGUGGGGGAGGCUGGCCACCUGCCGGAUGUUGGACCUACCAUCUAGGCCAAGCUGUGGUGGGCAGACAGCUCCCCUUUGCUGUGAGGGCAGUGUCUAACUUGGGUCUUUCUGCCCUUUCUUCCAGGACACACUCUUACCACAGCGUGGAGCCUGUUUGUUGUGUUGAGCAAGCAGGGGGUGGAGACUAGAGGAGAUGGGCAGCUGGGCGGGGCCUAGCAGGUUUGGAGGGAACCUGGCUGCCCUCGGAUUGCUGGCUUUUGUUUUUGCUGCUGAGCCUGGAGCUCAGCUCAGACUGGGAUGAGAGCUUGGUGGUUACUUCUCAGGGCAGUGAGUGAGUGAGUGAGUGUGUGUGUGUGUGUGUGUGUGUAGUGACCACUGUGUGUACAGCCAGUCACAGCACCCUCUGCCCUCCCACAGCCACUCGCAGGGCCUAGUCUUGUUGACAUUUCCCCGGGUGUCCUGAGUACUUGCCGUGGUUGAUCAUGCCUCUGCUAUUGCUCAGAGUCAAUUGCAGUCAGACUUCAUGACCAGAACCAGCCCGGGUCAGAAGAAAAGGCCAAGGUGGGAGUGGCUCUGGGAAGGCCCAGGGAGGAGGUGUGGAGCCUCCUUGAGCAGUGAGGCAGGCCACAUUUGGGGAGGGUGUCAUCCUCAGUGGUACUUUAUCACCAGGUCGUUUGUCAUCAGUAUCGGGCCCCACUUCCCCCAGGUAGAAGGGAAAGGAGAAAGGAAAGGGGGAGUCCUUCAGGUUCGGCCUUGGGGCAGGGGACAGCACCCCAGAUGCCUGCAUUGCACCCCAGCAGGGGAGAUGGAGCCGCCUCAGUGUGUGGAGGAGCUGGAGGAUGAUGUGUUCCAGCCAGAGGAUGGGGAGCCGGGGACCCAGCCUGGGAGCUUGCUGUCUGCUAACCUGUUUGCCCAGAGCCAGCUGGACUGCCCCCUCAGCCAUCUGCAGCUCUUCCCUCUCACCCACUGCUGUGGUCCUGGGCUUCGACCCACCAGCCAGGAAGACAAGGCCACCCAGACCCUCAGUCCGGCCUCCCCGAGUCAGGGUGUCAUGCUGCCUUGUGGGGUGACCGAAGAACCCCAGCGACUCUUUUAUGGCAACGCUGGCUACCGGCUCCCUCUCCCUGCCAGUUUCCCUGCAGGCUUGCCCCUUGGUGAGCAGCCCCCUGAAGGGCAUUGGCAGCAUCGAGCAGAGGUACAGAUUGCCCGAAAGCUUCAGUGCAUUGCAGACCAGUUCCAUCGGCUUCAUAUGCAGCAACACCAGCAAAACCGCCGUCGAGUGUGGUGGCAGAUUCUCCUCUUCCUACACAACCUGGCUUUGAAUGCAGAAGAGAACAGGAAUGGGGCAGGUCCCAGGUGAGGCUGGGCUGCCCUCCUCGCAUGGGGCACCACAGGAAGGACAUCAGCGAGGACUGAGCCCGCGUCUUGUGAAGUUUAUUCAUUGCUGUUUUGUGUUUGCAUUUUAAGUUUCUGUGUACAUAAGACGUACCCAAGUGAGACCUCUUUCCCUGUUCAGGACCUCACCAGGAAUGAGGGCCUUUGUCAAACACUGUUGAAGUAGAGGCUGAUGUGUCUGUGAUGUGGGACCUCCCAAGGGCUCUGACAAGUCAAGUCUUCAGUGAGCCAUUGAAGAUGACCAGGUAGUGAUGUUCUCCAGCGAGUGGACUGUAGUUUUCCCAUAGGAGCUUGGUUAAGAAAUUAGGAGACUGGAUUAGACUCCUGGUUGCACCAAAACUAUCAGCCUUCUACUGUGGACAUGGACGGGGCCAAGACCUGACAGUCACACUGCCUUCAAUCCCCCAGGGCCUCAGCCAGGGGCUUUCCAGCUGAGCAACUUCACUAGGCCAGUCCCGUAUCUGGGUUCUCCUUUGGCCCAGCCAGUGCCUGCCCCAAGGGCUCAGGGAUUCUCGCCCAGCCCCUGUCAUCUCCAGCAAGACCUCAGGGAGGGUUGGGUUUCUCCAAGGACCCCCUCACAUAUGCCGCAAAAUGAACCAAACUUCUGGGUAGGCCUCAAGUCUUACUUGGUCUCGCCCAGAGGCCCCAGGAUUGGUCCCGAGGUGCCAAACCUCUGCCACCUCUAGCUGCCUGGGACUGGCUGGGUGUCAACCACGGAUGAGCCACAUAGCCAAUGAACAUGCCACAGACAGCAGCUUGUGCCUUCGUCAGCUCUUCUUUCAAAAGAGCCAGCCAACACACUGCUUUCCUCCCCCAGGAUCAGCACUCUAGAGCAUGAAGGGGCAGGAUUACGGUGGGGCUGGGAAAUGCGGUGGCCAUCCCAUCUAUAAUAGGAGUCAGCCCUCGAGGAACCCAGACCCCCUGGUUUCCUUGGAAACAACAUACCUCCUCCCGCUUAUCCCCAUUCCUUUUUCACACCUAGUGGGAUACAGGCAGAAGCCAGCACAGUGGCUUUGUCAGCUGAAAUGUGUCUUUUAGAGUAACCGACAAUGAUUAGAGUGUGGAAACGGCAGAGCUGGGUACACGUUUCCUGUCUUCCUUCAGCUUCCAGCUAGGCCAGGAGGGCGUGCUCUGGAGCUCCGUGGGAUCACAGCUGCCUCUGAACUUCCCUCCUCUCCCUGCUGUGGCACUAAUGGAGAGAAUUUAAAGCAGCCAGUCUAGCAGCUCUGAUAGUAGAUGCGGGGAAUCUGGAAAGACACGGGGAAUCUGUUAACCAGACACCGCAGAAAUUAAAUUAUAAUUUUUGCAUAUGUACGACAAGAUAACAUUGGUGCUAAUGUGAAGCAAGGCCCAAAGAAAAGGCAGAGAAGACCUCAGGGCUCCCCAGGGAAAUUGGAAGAGCCCAAGUAGACUCUUAACUCUAAAGAAGUCCAAGCUCCUCCAGUUCUACAGAGAGGAGGUCUUCAGUACUGUUGAAGGAAGCAUUAAUCUACUGGAUGUACAGUUGGGCAGGUUGUUCACUGCACAAGGGCACCUGCAGAAGAAGAGAAUAGAUGCUAAAGUCCAGCUCAUGCUCUGCCCGCCAGGCUACAUGCCCUGGUGUCAGGCUAUGUCUGCUCAGAGGAAGGGGUGCCUUUCCUAAUUUGCACGAAGGUGCCAUAUGGGCUCACAGUGGCCCUGAGGUGAAGGACCUCAAACUGUGCAUUAGCCUUUGUUUUGUUCUGCUUGGAUGUUCUGAGGUAUUACCUCUUCUUGGCUAGAAUUCCAUUCUCAGGGUGUGUACCAUGGUUUGUCUGCUAAGAAGAUGGGUUCCUGCUUACAAGAAGGAGCCCAGGGAACAGGUGAAGACCGGCUCUGGGACACGCUGACUAUUGUGAAAUGCAGCCUUUCUUGCGUGUCUCCACGCCAUUUUAUGAUGUGCAUCGGACAUGUGUCGUUUCCCCCCCUCUCCUGGACCGAGACUAUGACGGGCAGGGUGCUGAUGUGUGCUCCAGUGGCACACAUAAGAAAACCACGAUUAUUUCUGCCAGCCGCUUUGAACCCCUCCUAGUAGACUUCCCACCUAAGCUGAAUGAGAGAGCAAAGAAAUAGUCUAGGUGCCGAGAGGCAAAGCCAUCAGCUUCAGAGAUCUUGCUGGCCCAGGCAGGAUGUCCUGUGGCCUGCCCUGAGAACUGAGCCCAGAGUUUGACAAGCCCACCUGAACAUUGAGCCUGGGGCCAGGUGGAGGGUGGUCUGACUAGCUGUCUCCAUUUUAGGUGACGCCAGGAACUAGCUCACUUUCCUAAGCAAGCUGGGGCAAAAUUUUAAACCCCUCCUUCCUCUUCCCCAAAAAACACCCAGGAGGUAAAUAGCCCCAGGAAGGAGAGAGGUUCCUCCUGACUGGCUGUUUUUAAUUGGCCUAGUGAUCUAGACUGGCCCCUUCCCCCUCGGCCUGCUGAGUUGGUCUGAACAUUCCUCAAGACCAGCCUCAGGAGACACAUCCCUCCCUCUGGGCCCCCUUUCCCCAUCCCCCCACCCCGAGGAGCAUGGCUGUGUGUAGUUAGGGGGUGGAGAAUCAGAUUUGGAGGGAGGGAGACUCUGACCUGCCUCCUGACCUGUAACCAGCUGAAGACUUAUGGAGUUGUUGUGGUUUGCCGAGGGUGAGGGGUGGGAGAGGGGCUGGAAAUGUUCCUUUCAUUAUAGAAAAGCCCUGGAGGGAGGAAGCCUGAUAUUCAGGGUCAAAAUAGCCCUUCUAAUUCAGAACCCUAGAGUAGGGGUUUCUGGAAGCUGGUAGACAGAACUGGGAGAAAACCCCACCCAGGCCAGACAUCUGACCCCUUCAGUGGGUUGGAGGACCUGAACUGGCCUCUCUGCCUUUGCCUGCUUCAAAGUUUGGGCUGCUGGAGAGCUGUCCCCGUGGCCUUUUCUUGCUUAGUCCAAGGGAGCGAAAGAUCACCUCCCAGUGACCUCUCCAAGCCCUGAGGGGUGUGGGUCUGUGUCCAGAACUUACGUGUCAGGCGUGCUCAGAGGGACCCAGCUGACUUGUCUCACUGCCCCCAGUGGCCCAGCCUCAUACAAGGAUGGCUCCAGCCGGGGCUUGGCAGGGAGGGGCUUGUUUGGGAUGGUCAGCCAGGGCCUCCACCGGAAGCUGGAGAGCCACUGUGCCUGUCCUGGUCAGCAAGGAGCACACUGAGAGCUGGCAAGCUUGUGUCGUCUGGUAGACUUGAUGAAGAGGGGGUAAGGAGAGUGGAGAGCAGCAAAAACAGAAAGACUUCUGCCUUCACGGUUCAGCGGGGCUUCUGGGAAUCAGUGUUCAGCCUGGGCUGCAAAAAGCUACAGGGCCCUCUGGGUGCUGAACCCUGGCUGGACUCGGUCCAGGAAGGGGUUAACUUAUCAGCCUUCGAGGCUUGUGGGCACACUGUGGGCAGGGGGCACAUCGGCUGGUGGGGACUUUGAGCUUUGAGGGAGUAACACAGAAAGCCGAGCUCUUCCAUAGAUGCACCAGCCUUGCAGGCACAGGUGCUGAGAACAGGCUCCGGGUCUCCCCGCCCCCCCACCUCCCCACACCCUCGCUGCCUGCACAAGUGGCCAGCGCCUCUCCCUCCUCUGUGAGCAUUGCCCAGUGGGCUGCCCCAUCCCUUGGUCCACAGGGGCUGCAGGGGGAGACCCAGUGAGAAUGUAGCAUUUUGCCCAGCCCAGGUUAGUUGUCCUGGGCUCUAGGCACUCUGCCUCUGAGAGAGAGGGAAAGAGAGGGAGGGGAAUGGGGAUCCGUUGUUUUUUAACCUGUACAGAGUAUUCGGCUUUAUGUUCUUCACAUGCGUAUAUGUGUGUGUGUGUGUGUGUGUAUAUAUUUUCCCCCAUCAAUUGGUACAAUUUUUAAUAAAACCAUUUAA